CCUCCAGCCUCUCAGACCCGCGAUAUGAGCUGGAUAACGAUGAACACGAAACGCGUGGCGUCCUGAUAACAAAGUCUCGAUGGACCCGAGCGGAUUGAGCCUCCUCUGAUCCACACAAUAGCAGCCAAAGCAGCAUCUCUAACGGACACGACAUGGAUGAUUCGGGAAUAAUCAGGCGCAGGAGACUGCAGAAGGAUCUUCCCCUGCCCCGUAAGAACAGCAGUUGCCGCAGUAACCGGAAGAGUUUGAUUCUGACCUCGCCGACUCUGCCCCGCCCACAUUCCCCGUUACCGGGACACAUCGGGAGUAGCCCGCUGGACAGCCCUCGCAACUUCUCUCCCAGCACCCCUGCUCACUUCUCCUUUGCUUCCUCCAGACGUGAUGGGCGUCGAUGGUCACUGGCAUCUCUUCCGUCUUCUGGAUAUGGAACCAACACACCCAGUUCAACGUCUUCCAGCUCGUCUCAGGAGCGUCUGCACCAGCUGCCGUCUCAACCCACCCUGGACGAGCUGCACUUCCUCUCCAGCCACUUCGGCAGUGAAGAGAGCAUCACUGAUGACGACGGGGGACGCUGUUCUCCACACACACGACCCCGCUCACGCAGCCUGAGUCCAGGUCGUUCUCACUCCUGCUAUGACAAUGAGAUCAUCAUGAUGAAUCAUGUUUACAGGGAGCGUUUCCCCAAGGCCACGGCGCAGAUGGAGGGCCGCCUGUGUGACUUCAUCCACACAUAUUGUCCCGAGAGCGUUCUCCCGCUGGCCGACGGGGUCCUGAGCUUCAUCCACCACCAGAUCAUCGAGCUGUCCAGAGACUGCCUGACCAAAUCUGGAGAAGGCCUCAUCACGUCGGUCUACUUCUUCGAGCUGCAGGAGAACCUGGAGAAGCUCCUGGACGACGCGUACAAGCGGUCAGAGAGUUCAGAGUUGACCUUCGUCACUGAGUUGGUGAAGAAACUCCUCUUCAUCAUCGCUCGACCUGCACGACUGUUGGAGUGUUUGGAGUUUAACCCUGAGGAGUUUUAUCAUCUGCUGGAAGCGGCUGAAGAUCACGCUAAAGAAGGACACCUGAUGAAGACCGACAUCCCACGCUACAUCAUCAGCCAGCUGGGCCUGACACGAGACCCUCUGGAGGAGAUGGUCAGUCGAGAGCACUAUGAUAGCGAGGGUCCCGUCACACCGGAGACGGACGAUUCUGCAGAGGGAAAAAUGAAACCCAUGAAGCCACCUGGAGAGGCUGAUUUCCAGACCAUCAAACUAAUCAGCAAUGGAGCCUAUGGCGCGGUGUAUCUGGUCCGUCACCUGGAGACCCGUCAGCGCUUCGCUAUGAAGAAGAUCAACAAACAGAACCUGAUUCUGAGGAACCAGAUCCAGCAGGCGUUUGUGGAGCGAGACAUCCUGACCUUCGCGGAGAACCCGUUCGUGGUCAGCAUGUUCUGCUCCUUCGAGACCAGACGACACCUGUGUAUGGUCAUGGAGUACGUGGAGGGAGGCGACUGUGCAACGCUGCUGAAGAAUAUUGGAGCGCUGCCCGUGGAAAUGGCACGCAUGUACUUCGCUGAAACCGUCCUGGCGCUCGAGUACAUUCACAACUAUGGAAUCGUGCACCGCGAUCUCAAACCUGACAAUCUGCUCAUCAAUUCCAUGGGACACAUUAAACUCACGGAUUUCGGUUUGUCAAAAAUGGGUCUCAUGAGUCUCACCACAAACCUGUACGAGGGACACAUCGAGAAGGACACCAGGGAGUUCCUGGAUAAACAGGUCUGCGGCACCCCGGAGUACAUCGCCCCGGAGGUGAUCCUGCGGCAGGGCUACGGGAAGCCGGUGGACUGGUGGGCCAUGGGCAUCAUCCUCUACGAGUUCCUGGUGGGAUGCGUGCCGUUCUUCGGCGACACACCCGAGGAGCUGUUCGGCCAGGUGAUCUCAGAUUAUAUUGCGUGGCCCGAUGAGGACGACGCUCUCCCGGCUGACGCGCAGCACCUGAUCUCAUCUCUACUGCAGACCAGCCCGCUGCUCAGACUGGGCACAGGUGGAGCGUUCGAGGUGAAGCAGCAUUCGUUCUUCUGUGAUCUGGACUGGAGCGGCCUGCUCCGACAGAAAGCCGAGUUCAUCCCGCAUCUGGAGUCGGAGGAGGACACCAGCUACUUCGACACGCGAUCCGAGCGAUAUCAUCACGUUCACUCGUACGAUGAGGACGACACCAAUGACGACGAGCCAGUGGAGAUUCACCACUUCUCCUCCUGCUCUCCACGCUUCAGCAAGGUGUACAGCAGCAUGGAGCAACUGUCCCAGCUGGAGCACAAACCUGUGGUGACCCGCCGAGAGCCCAAAGCUCACAGAGAAGAUCGCGGGAAGAGAGAGAGUCUGGGCAGCCUGACCCUCCGGGACAAGACCUGGAGAACCGGAUCCCCUGAGAUGAAGCGUUUGUCGUGUUCGGAGUCGUCCUUCACAGAAUCAGACUCCAGUCCUCCCGGAGCUCGCCGCCGCUUCUCAGCGCUGAUGGACACGCACCGCUUCGCUUCUCCACUAGAGGGAGACGGUGAGGUGCACACGCGCCAGCCAGCGAUCAAAGUCAGGGGCACGUCACUAGAGGGCGCCAGCGUGCCCGUCAGCUCCGGACUGAUGGAGUCAGUGGGACAUCCGGGAGAUAAACUUCUGCGGCCUGCCGAUGCCGCCGUGCCUCUGCACAUCCCAGACUCGUUUGGGCCUCGAGUCGGAAGUGACCUCGUGUUACGAAGAGCCCGACAUCAUCAGAUUCCCACCGCCGACAGUGGGAAAAGCACCGCGACUCGCUCCGGCACCAAAGUCAUAAAGUCGGCCUCGACCACGGCCCUGUCUGUCAUCAUACCUGCAGUUGAGCAGCAUGGCACGUCUCCAUUGGCCAGUCCCAUGUCUCCUCGCUCCAUCUCGUCCAAUCCCUCUUCUCGUGACUCAUCUCCGAGUCGCGACUACUCGCCUACGGUCAAUGUCCUGCGCUCCCCGAUCACCAUCCAUCGCUCUGGGAAGAAGUACGGCUUCACGCUGCGCGCCAUCAGAGUCUACAUGGGCGACAGUCACGUGUACAGCGUGCAUCACAUGGUCUGGCAUGUAGAGUGUGGCGGGCCGGCCCAGGAGGCGGGGCUUUGUGCCGGUGACCUCAUUACCCAUGUGAACGGGGAGUCUGUGCACGGAUUGGUCCACACAGAGGUGGUGGAGCUCAUCCUGAAGAGUGGCAGCAAAGUAACAGUGACGACUACUCCGUUCGAAAACACAUCUAUAAAGAUCGGGCCGGCCAGGAAGCUGAGCUACAAAGCCAAGAUGGCCCGACGCAACAAGAAGUCAGUUCCAAAAGAUGGACAAGAGAGUAAAAAGCGCAGCUCUCUCUUCCGUAAGAUCACGAAACAGUCAAACCUGCUUCACACCAGUCGUAGUCUGUCCUCUCUGAAUCGCUCGCUGUCGUCUGGAGACAGUCUGCCGGGAUCUCCGACACACAACCUGUCUGCUCGCUCGCCCACUCAGACGUAUCGCUCUCCUCCAGACUCCGCCCACCUCGGCACGUCGUCUCAGAGCAGCUCUCCCGCGUCCAGCACGCCAAACUCGCCUGCGACGUCUCAGCACAUGCGGCCAAGCUCUCUCUACGGUCUCUCACCCAAACUCCACCGCCAGUACCGUUCUGCUCGCUGCAAAUCCGCUGGGAACAUUCCUCUGUCCCCGUUAGCUCACACGCCAUCCCCAACUUCGUCCUCUCCUCCGCCCAUCGCUGGACACACCGUCGGCAGCUCCAACACCACACAAGCCUUCCCCGCCAAGCUUCAUGCAUCCCCUCCAAUCACGCGCCCCCGUCCCAAGAGCGCAGAACCCCCCCGUUCCCCUCUCCUCCAACGGGUGCAGUCCGCCGAGAAGCUGGGCCCGCCCCCUACGCCAUCUUUCCCAUCCUCCUCAUCUUCCGUGUGCUCGGAUAGGAAGGGAGGGCUUUGCGUGUCCAUGAGAAAACACGGAUUGGAGGUUGUGCAUGCCGAAUACCGCCGGGAGUCGUUCCACUGCGAACACGCUCUCCAGAGCCUGAUGGAGAUCGAGGGAGAGAAUACACCCGGGGCUCCGCCUUCUCCACCCGAACAGACGCCAACGCACACCCCCACCCAACACACGUUGAGUCCGGCGAGGCAUCUUGGAAGGCAGGACUCAAUGACGGUUCGAGAGUCCGAGAUUACACCAAGGAAGCCUGACUCAAGUGUAGCAGUUUUAAAAACCACGUCAAAAACCGAACCAUUGGAUCCCAAAUCAAUCCAAUUGGCCGAAACACCUCAGAAGGAGAAAGUUGGCUCAAAGUCUGAGUCUUCUCAAGUCUCAGUCGUCUCAAUAGUCAAGGAGGGAGCUAGGGAUGUGGGAAAGAGCGAAUUUCUUAGCGUCACAUCCGCAAUGGGAUGUGGCUCAAAGACCCCAAAUUGGACGCCAAUUGUCCAGAGCUCUGGAUCACAGGAACUCAAACGCCAGAGCCUUCAAACCGAGGGUCCUAAAGGGAUGGAGAAUGGCAAAACCGAGGGUCCUAAAGGGAUGGAGAAUAGCAAAACCGAGGGUCCUAAAGGGCUGGAGAAUGGCAAAGCCACUGAAAAGAUCCCGGCGAAGGAGAAAACCCCACCGAUAGUUGCUCCAGAGGCAAGCAAGUCAGGUAAAGGACCUCUAAGCGUUGAGGGGACUGGACCUAGUAUUGUUGCCGCACCUAAAGUCAAAGAAGCCAUUCCUGUCCAGUCUAAAACCAUUGAAGAACGGGUUCAAACCCCAUCAGGGUCAACCAGAGCCCCUCAAGAGGAAAUAAGGCGGCUGGAAGCGGUUGAUGAGUCCCAAGCCUCUCCGUCUCCAACCGCUAAGUCGCCUUGCACAAGCAAAUCCCGUGCCGUAUCUCCUGGCGACAGGUCGAGCUUUGUGACGCAGCUCACCAGUGUGGCUAAAACUGUGCUUGGGCCGAUGAAGUUGGGCUCUCAGGAUGGCGGGAAGGGCAAGGACAGCUCCAAAACCAACGAGGACAAACGAGCCGCCACCUUGGGAAAGUCCGAGGCCUCGUCCGGGAGUCGCCGUGGGCUGACUGGAACUUGGCCCGGUCCUGGAUCGUCAAAGCCUGAAAAGGCAUCAAAGAGCUCUUCCAAACAUUCAUAAUAUUCUAAUGGGAAUAUUCUGUUGGGAACUUUAAAAACAGAAUGUGUUCCCAGUAUUUGUCCAAAUGCAGACUGUUCAAAAGACUCUACAGCCAUCAAACCAAGACAUAAAAAAAACAACAACAAAAAACGCAAACAAGUAAAGGUGCUUCUAAAUGACCCUUGUCAAAUGUGUUUGUGCAUAUGGCGUACGAGUGUGUGCACCAUCAUAUGUGGAUGUAGAACAAACCAGUAUGUCUUUCUAGAUGCAUGUUACAUUGUAUAUUGUGAAUAGAAAAGUAAAAAAAUAAGAUAUGAAAAAUGAAAUCAAGACCUAAUGCUAGUGAACACUGCACAUCCAAUCAUUCCUGCCAGGUCUGUAGAGGGCAUGUACUUUCAGUCAUCACCAUAUCAUCCAAUCAGUUUGUCAGAUUUAGAAACGAGAGGUACAGUAGUUAAAGUGUUUGUUUACCAAGUGACCGACACUAUAGAUCUAAACACUCUCAUUCUGGUACCUCGGCUAUACUGUUAAACUGCAGACGGUAGCGCUAUACGAAUGCUAGAGGCAACAGAAAUGGGAAAUGAUUGUUGCACAAGGACAGAACCGUGUGAAUAAGUGCUUGUUUCUGCUGUCUUAAUUAUAUUUGCACUGGAAAUGCCCAGCAAAAGUCAACAUGAAAUCUAAAUUGACCAUAUUUACUUUAGUGAUGCAUGUUCCUGGUGUUAUUGUGCACGAUUCAUCAGUGCACGGCUUUCCCUUUCAGCUAACAUCACCUUGGUCGUGCACAACGUUUAACCAUCAGACUUUAGUCAGGGUAGUGCCAUAUAUAAUUUUUGACAGGAAUGAAAACUAGGUUGUGAGAAACAGAAGUACAGUGCGUUUAAUGGAUUGCAAUGUUGUUUAAUCUGUGUAAAAUCAACCCCUGACUAAGUUCUACUGUAUAGUCAAAUAGCUACUUUGUGGGAAAUGCAGCCUUUCUAAGUCAAUGCAGCAAUUUAAAGCCAGUUUGCGUUAUGGCAAUAAUAUCACAUAUCUGUAGAAGUAUAUUUGAAGUAGAUUAUGGAAGUGAAAUCAGUUGCAGAUGUCGUUUCAUGUUGACUUUUAUGUGGCUCAAUUUAAAUGUCUAAACCGAGAAAGAGAGUCUAUAUACAGUAGUUAAAUAUGCCAUGCUUGAGACUGAAGCAAAAAACCUCAAGGAUGGCAUCGUUAUGAAAUGAUAUUGAGAUUAUUAGACAAACUCUAUGAAGAAAAUAGCUCACUAUAUGAUGUCAUCCUGUUAGAUUAUAUUAAUAGGCCAGUAAAUGCACUGUGGAUUAUACACUUGAAUUCUUUCAAAGCCUGAAUUAUCCUUUUAGUAUAUGCAGAAGAGUUUGUGAAGUAUGAGGUGGUCUAUGUGUAGAUGUGUUUAAUUUUAAUCCAUCCAGGGCUUUUAAUUCACUUUUGCUACAUAUUCGUGAUCUUUUAUAGGAUUUUAUUACGUAGUAGGAUGACAUGUAAACGUCUAGUGGUUUGCGAGAGAUUAAAUGAUACGUUGGCAGUGGCUUUAUGUGACAUGUGGAAUUGAUCUAAUCUGUUUACACUUUAAAUCUCUCACGUUUGUGUGAACAUACUUUGGAGACUCUCUCUGUGUGUGUGUGUGUGUGUGUGUGUGUGUGUGUGUGUGUAGUGAAUCUAGCAUGUAUUUG
This is a messenger RNA of Rhinichthys klamathensis goyatoka, 6793 nucleotides long. It is a transcript of the gene mast1b, whose product is annotated as microtubule associated serine/threonine kinase 1b. The transcript has 27 exons. Gene Ontology annotation, molecular function: protein serine/threonine kinase activity; ATP binding; magnesium ion binding. Lineage: Eukaryota; Metazoa; Chordata; Actinopteri; Cypriniformes; Leuciscidae. The record is from RefSeq and is a predicted model, not a curated record. The coding region runs from base 153 to 5129 and encodes 1658 amino acids. Gene Ontology annotation, biological process: peptidyl-serine phosphorylation; intracellular signal transduction.